Messenger RNA from Vicia villosa (hairy vetch), 1822 nucleotides. RefSeq names its product UDP-glycosyltransferase 74G1-like. The transcript has 2 exons. The coding region runs from base 74 to 1450 and encodes 458 amino acids. Gene Ontology annotation, molecular function: UDP-glycosyltransferase activity. Lineage: Eukaryota; Viridiplantae; Streptophyta; Magnoliopsida; Fabales; Fabaceae. The record is from RefSeq and is a predicted model, not a curated record.
UAUUCAUAUAUCAAAACCAAAUCAAAUCAAUUUCUACCCAAAACAAGUAUUCUUUCGUUGCAUCUUACAAACAAUGGAGAAGCAAAGACAAAACCAAGCGCCACACAUUUUAGUGUUACCAUAUCCACAACAAGGACACAUAAAUCCUAUGCUUCAAUUCGCCAAACGUUUGAUCCAAAAUGGAGCUAAAGUAACACUAGUCAACACCAUUUCCAUUUGGAACCAAAUCAGCAACAACAUAGAUCUAAACUCCAUUGAAAUUGAAAGCAUCUCCGAUGGUUAUGACAAUGGAGGAGCUUCAUCAGCAGAGAGUAUGGAUGCUUACAAAGACAGAUUCUGGAAAGUUGGUCCAAAAACUCUCUCUCAACUUCUUGAUAAACUUCAAAGUUCAAACAAGCCUGUAGAUUGUGUUGUCUAUGAUGCUUUCUUACAUUGGACUUUUGAUGUUUCCAAGAGUAUUGGAAUACCUGUAGCUGUUUUCUUAACUCAAGCUUGUUCGGUUAAUACUAUCAAUUUUCAUGCUUUUAAGGGAUGGUUGGAUUUACCUUUGUUGGAGACAGAAAUUGUGUUACCUGGAUUGCCUAAGCUUGAUGCUUCUGAUUUGCCACCUUUUUUGAAUCAAUAUGGAACAUAUCCUCGUUCCUUUGAUAUUCUUACAAACCAAUUUUUAAAGAUUGAUCAAGCUGAUUGGGUUUUUGUCAACUCAUUCUAUGAACUUGAGCCAAAGGUAGUAGAUUGGUUAGCGAAGAAAUGGGGACUAAAGACAAUAGGACCUUGUGUUCCAUCUAUGUUCUUAGACAAAAGACUUCAAAAUGACAAAGGUUAUGGGAUAAGCAUUUUUGGUCCGAAUUCUGAAGAUUGUAUCAAAUGGUUAGAUAAUAAACCAAAAGAUUCGGUUGUGUAUGUCUCUUUUGGAAGCUUAUCGGAUCUUAGUGAAGACCAAACAAAAGAAAUAGCUUAUGGAUUAAGAGAUUCUGGAGUGUAUUUCAUAUGGGUUAUUAGAGAUUCCGAAAAGCAUAAACUUUCAAAGGAAUUUAUGGAAACAUCAUUCAAAAAAGGUUUAAUAGUAAAUUGGUGUCCACAACUACAAGUGUUAACACAUGAAGCUGUUGGUUGUUUUGUGUCACAUUGUGGUUGGAAUUCAACAUUGGAAGCUUUGAGUGUUGGUGUUCCUGUCAUUGCAAUGCCACUUUGGACGGAUCAAGUUACAAAUGCUAAGUUUAUUGUUGAUGUAUGGAAAAUUGGAGUCAAAGCUGUUAAAGAUGAGAAAGAGGUAGUUAGAAGAGAAACAAUUAAGGAUUGUAUAAAGAUAAUAAUGGAAACGGAAAAAGGAAAUGAAAUAAAGAAGAAUGCUAUCAAAUGGAAGAGUUUGGCUAAGAAUUCGGUCGACAAGGGUGGAAGUUCUGAUAAGAAUAUUGUUGAGUUUGUGAAAGAAUUAACUCUCUACUAAACUACAUAGUUUAUUCAGGUAUUUUUUCCGCAUUCACAAAAUCAGUACAUUGAAAAUCAAGACAUCUUUAUAAACAUGUUGGUUAUUAAAAAAAAACUGUCAAUGAAAUGUAAUAACACAUUGGUUUCGAGAGCUUUGAGAUCACUACAACACGGAAGGGCUUUCACAGCGCUUUUUUUGGCCUUUAACAGCGCUUUAAAGCGCUGCCAAAGCCAGCGCUGGCGUAGGCUACGAAAGCGCUUUUAAAAGCGCUCUGGUAGACCCCCCCUUUAAGAGCGCUUUCCUGGAAAAAGCGCUCUGGUAGGACCCCCUAUAAGAGCGCUUUCCUGGAAAAAGCGCUCUGGUAGACCCCCCUUUAAGAGCGCUUCUUAG